AUGGAGGGCAUCCGUAGAGACGCCGUUUGUUUUCCUCCUUCGGAGCCUAUUGUUCGUGAUGAUGGAACUCGUGGCUGUGCUGUCAACAAAACACGUAAAACCCAAGAACCUCAAGAGACCCCUGCCGUGGUGAGACAACAACAAGGACCACAGAUGGAAGAAAACAAACCGAGAGACGCUGAAACAGACACCGGGAGGGAAUCACAUCCGGAUACAGAUCAACCACCAAACGGAGGGAACACAAACUCAAAAGGAUCAGGUGUUAAUGAAGGGAAAGAGAUAUCUGCUACUGCAUCUCAGAGUUCACCUGAGAAUUCUUCCAACACAUCACCCUCACAGAAUGCAGGUGAGUCUGGACCUGCAGAGACUGGAUCAACAAGUAACCCAAAUGAUACAGAAAAUACAAAUACCACUACAACCACAACAACCACAACCACAACAAUACUUACCCCUGUACCCAAUGCAGAUAUCAACAGCAACAUCACUUCCACAGUACAGAACAAGGCUAAUGCUGACAGCAGUGUCAGCAGUUCUGUGUGGGUGCGUGUACCACUACUGAUUGUGGUUACACUGGCCUGUAUUCUUGUGUGCUGA
Trypanosoma theileri is the source of this 594-nucleotide messenger RNA. RefSeq lists its product as uncharacterized. The record is from RefSeq and is a predicted model, not a curated record. The transcript has a single exon. The coding region runs from base 1 to 594 and encodes 197 amino acids. Lineage: Eukaryota; Euglenozoa; Kinetoplastea; Trypanosomatida; Trypanosomatidae.